This is a messenger RNA of Auxenochlorella protothecoides, 1053 nucleotides long. RefSeq lists its product as hypothetical. The transcript is spliced from 5 exons. NCBI's taxonomy places the organism in Eukaryota, Viridiplantae, Chlorophyta, Trebouxiophyceae, Chlorellales, Chlorellaceae. The record is from RefSeq and is a predicted model, not a curated record. Bases 1 to 1053 code for a protein of 350 amino acids.
AUGACAAAGGCUCGGGGCGCGACACGAUGCUCGCCCCUGAAGGACGCGCAGAGGAGUUCAUCCCACUCCGCCAGACUGUUCGGUGCCUUCAGCCUGACCCUGUUGGCAUCGGUUGGCUACGUGGCACUGGUGAGGUUCGGUGGGGUUUCCCCCUCCCUGGCCAUCGGCAUGAGCCAGGGAGGACAGGGCGGCCCCCUCCCCCGCGGCCUAGGGGAGGUGUCCUUCACCUCCCUGAAGAACGUACCUGCCGUCUCCUGGCAGGGCGUAGCCUGGGAGGUCGUCAGCCUCCCCGCCGAGCUCCGCCCCUUCCUCAACGUGGACCUCUUCCCCGACCCGCCCGCCCCCGUCGCCUCCUGGGCCUUUGACCGCCUGCUGCGCCUGCGCGGGCCUGGCCUGGCCAUCGGCGUGCACCUGGAUCGCCAGGUGCUGCAGCGUGGGAAGGACGAGCCCCCCCCCGCCCCAUGCAACCCGGGCCAGCUGGCCUGGGUGGCGGGCACCCUGCGAGGGGGCCCCUGCCCGGCGGUGCUCCUGCACAACUGCGCGGAGGCGGCGUGGGCGGCGGGGCAGAGGAGCUCGCGCGCGGAGCUGGUGCUGGCCGAGGAGGCCGCGGCUCGCGAGGAGGACAGCGUGUCAGCCUCGCAGGACGUCGGCGUGGGGAUCGUACUGGACUGGCUGGCCACCUCGGACGUCGUCGCCGACUACCUCUUCAUCAGCUUUGACAUGCAGAGGCAUGUCCCUGGCGACCCCAUCGCGUUCAUGCGGGCGCAGCCAGGGAGGGACCUGUUCCUGGCCUCUGGCGCGCCAGACGAGCUGUUUGGGGCCAGGUACCGGAUGUGCUUUGGCGGGGAGCAGCCCCCCAUGCUGCCCCAGGGCCUCAACCGCCCGGAGCUGUCGCUGGCCUACAUUGGUGGCCGGACGCACGCCGUCGUCCGCGUGCUGCAGCGCAUCCGGGCCGUGCUGGAGACGCUGGACCGCCCGACCGCACUGCACAGCAAGCUGGACUGCACCGGGCCCGCACUGCUCUGGGUGGCCAACCUCACGCUCACCGGCUGA